Megalobrama amblycephala (Wuchang bream) is the source of this 2209-nucleotide messenger RNA. RefSeq names its product PDZ and LIM domain 5a (gene pdlim5a). Gene Ontology annotation, molecular function: actin binding; muscle alpha-actinin binding. NCBI's taxonomy places the organism in Eukaryota, Metazoa, Chordata, Actinopteri, Cypriniformes, Xenocyprididae. The record is from RefSeq and is a predicted model, not a curated record. The transcript is spliced from 14 exons. Gene Ontology annotation, cellular component: stress fiber; adherens junction; filamentous actin. The coding region runs from base 213 to 1889 and encodes 558 amino acids. Gene Ontology annotation, biological process: heart development; actin cytoskeleton organization; muscle structure development.
CCCCAUCCCAACCCCCUCUGAUAGAUUGGUAUAAAAUGACAAUCUGCCAUCUGUGUGGAUCAUUUUGUGUCGGACCUUUAGACCUGUAUUGUUCGCUGUAUUUGCUGCAGAGGAGUUUGUGAUUCGAGUAUUGCUUUUUGAAGGGCAUUCUGUGAGGAGUUUCUAAGUGUGUGUUUGGCAGCCUCCGAGGGUGUGUUUUAUAUCAGACAGCUAUGAGUGGUAAAUACAGUGUGGUGUUACAGGGUCCGGCCCCAUGGGGCUUCAGACUGCAGGGGGGGAAAGACUUCAACAUGCCUCUCUCCAUUUCACGGCUCUCGGAUGGAGGAAAGGCUGCUAAAGCAGGAGUCGCUGUGGGAGAUCUGGUCCUGUCCAUCGAUGGCAUCAGCACUGACGGCAUGAACCACCUUGAGGCUCAGAAUAAGAUUAAAGCCAGCACAGACAAACUCAACCUCGCUUUACAAAAAGCUUCCAGUCUUCCAAAACCAGCUGUGGCACCAAAGGGUCAUUCUGUGGAAAUUAUCAAACCCGUUCCUAUGGCAACCUCCAUUCCAUCUUCCUCUGACAUCACAAACUCCACCCACAUCACUUCAUCCUCCAAUAGGGGCGCUCGUCCAUUUGGAGGGGCGGGGUCACCACACAUAGCCUUCAUUCCCUCUGCCACAUCUGCUUUUGCACUCGCCUCCUCAGCUCAAAGCCCUAAUCCACUGGCUCCGCCUACUCCUACCGAUGGCUCACCAAAUCAUAUACCGGCGGUGCCCCGCCCUUCAGUGUAUAACACGCCCAUCAAUCUCUACUCCAAUGAGAAUGCCUGUGAAGUUGCCAUGGGCCAGCGGCGGGGCCUGUUGGAAAGCCAGGGUGAGAGCUCUCAGCUGAAUGGAAAACCUCCAGUUAACAGACUUCCUCGUAAGCCUAUCACAGAGACAGACAUUGAGUUUUACCACGUCCCAACUCACGGUGAUGCCAGCAGGAAACGCAUCAUGCAGGACACAGAGGAUUGGCGCCCGCGGACAGGAACUUCACAGUCCCGUUCAUUCCGUAUCCUAGCCCAAAUCACCGGUACUGAAUCAGAACUCGAUCAGUCAAAGGAGGCUGAAUCAGCAAAGACAACAAAUGAGGAGCUAGAUGAUUCUCAGCCCAACGCUCAUGUCACCUGUCCUGUUAAGACCAUGACCAAAGCCCCAGGAACACCUGUCAGAAACACAACAGGUCUCAUUACUCCCACUUUUGGUGUGGUGAGCAACAGUACACCUUUGGGCCCCGCCUUGGACCGACCCAUGCCCCGCCCACACCCAAAAGACGAAGCCUCAUUGGUCCAGAUGGCAGAACACAUCCCUGCUGGAACACGCACUCCUAUGUGUGCUCACUGCGACAUGGUUAUCAGGGGGCCGUUCCUGAUGGCGAUGGGGAAAUCAUGGCACCCGGAGGAGUUCACAUGCGCUCACUGCAGUGUGUCUCUGAGUGAGCUGGGUUUUGUGGAGGAACAGGGCUCCGUCUACUGCCAACACUGCUACGAAGAGUUCUUUGCUCCGACCUGCGCGCGCUGCCAAUACAAAAUCCUGGGGGAAGUGAUCAAUGCACUUAAGCAGACCUGGCAUGUGUAUUGUUUCCUGUGUGCAUCCUGCCAGCAACCGAUAAGAAAUGAUACUUUUCACCUCGAGGAUGGAGAGCCGUACUGCGAGAGAGAUUACUACAGUCUGUUUGGGACGGGCUGCCGUGGCUGUGAUUUCCCAAUAGAAGCAGGAGACAAGUUUCUAGAGGCCCUGGGCGGCACCUGGCAUGACACCUGCUUCGUGUGCUCAGUUUGCAGCGUCAGUCUGGAGGGCCAGACCUUCUUCUCCAAAAAGAACAAACCACUUUGCAAGAAACACGCUCACACUCUCAAAAUAUAAAUGCACUACACAACUCUUGAAGUAUAAGCAAAAAUGUAAAGAACAUAUAUUUACAAGAAUAUAAAUGACACAUACUCAAGGUAAAAGCAGUUCUGAUGAGGUUUGAAAUGAAGAAUGAUCUGUUUGAAGGUGGUUAUGUGAGAGCUGGUGUUCUUGCAGAACUUCUUUCCACCCUUUUAGUCUUUUCGCUUCACAGCAAUCUGUGCAUUAUUUAUAAAAUAAGGACCAAAACAAUUGGAAUGAGAAAAUACUCGAGAAUAAAUGCACAUUAAUUUAUCUGAUAUAAUGUGCAGCAGUGAUGACGUAUUUUACAUAUAUUU